GCCUUCACAGUACUUUACAGUCGCAGUCGGUGGGUCAGGAACAGCAGCAAUGUAUAUCAAGUUUUGCCGUAUUGCAGGAAGUGGAGUGAAUGCCAAAUUACCACAUGAGGCAAACGCAACGUUUUCGGUUGAAGUGAAGGAGCAGCAAGAGAAAGACCUGCAGGUCCUGGGGAACGUUGGUCUGUACCGCGCAGUGUGUUUACUACUGUCUGUCAUCUGUCUGGUUCUACUGCUCGUCAUCAUCAUCCUCUGUGUCAAAUUUCCAUUACAGCCUCAAGUCUGUCAUGGGACUGAAAAAGGGAUUGAGGCUAAAGAGAAGGGGAGUGUGACUGAAAAAGGGAUUGAGGCUAAAGAGAAGGGGAGUGUGACUGAAAAAGGGAUUGAGGCUAAAGAGAAGGGGAGUGUGACUGAAAAAGGGAUUGAGGCUAAAGAGAAGGGGAGUGUGACUGAAAAAGGGAUUGAGGCUAAAGAGAAGGGGAGUGUGACUGAAAAAGGGAUUGAGGCUAAAGAGAAGGGGAGUGUGACUGAAAAAGGGAUUGAGGCUAAAGAGGAGAGGUUCCAGUCCACUGAGGUGUGCAGCCUGAAGACAUGCCAAGCACAAUACUUCCAACAACAGAGCCAGGUCCCUGCCUGCCACAUGUGUGAUGAAGGCUGGCUGCACUUUGAGAGCUCCUGCUACUUCCUCUCCAGAGACAGAAUGAACUGGGACGAGAGCAGGGACGAGUGUAAGAAGAGAGGGGCAGAUCUGGCCAUCAUAACAAACAAAACAGUGCAGACCUUUCUAACGAAGAAGGGAAACCUGAUGUACUGGAUCGGCCUGAGACAGAGAACCAGGAACUGGGUUUGGGUCAACAACACUGCACUGGGACAGAGUUACUGGUCAGGAUCCAACAGACAAGGGGAUUGUGGGUUACUGACAGGAAGGGAUCCUCCUGAGAGAAGCUGGAGCUCCUCAUCAUGUGACCAGUACAGCUUCUACAUCUGCCAGAGGGGGCGCUAAAGGACAGACUUCACCAUCUGCCAGCAGUCACCAACCCUGGUCCUGGAGAGCUAUACGAUGUACAGGCUUUUGUUCCAGCCCAGCAGUAAGACACAUGAUUUAGCUAGUCAACGAAUCACCUUGAUUAGCUGAAUCAUUUAAGUGUUGUACACCAUGUAGGUCAGCAGGGUUGGUGGCCACUGCCAUAUUCCAACUAAGAAACCUGUCAAUACGGAUUCUCUUUAGACUUCCAUCUAUCAUUCACUCCUAUUCCAUAGCCUUUUAUUCCAUGAUUGCACAUCUCUAUCAACAGCCUUUUAAUUAAACCUUGAUUAUACACUUUAUGACAUACGUCUAUAUUAUAAUUCAUUAGACAUCCAGGUAUAACCAAUGAUGGUAAAUAUAAUCCCAUUACAGUUAGUUAUGCCUUGUGAAGAACAAUCAAGUCAGCCUGCCAGUUUCAGUUAGAAUUUGCACUAAUGUUAAAGAUUAACACUCUAUAUUGCACUCAUUUGCUUGUUUUGCUGAGAUGUUUUCUAUAUUUUUUCUUAAUGCCUUUGAAUGUGAUAAUGACCGACAUGAUUAUGUGCAUUAACCAAUCAUUAGGUUUUAAGUAUUGAUUCACAAUCCUGAAAGAAACAAAAGUUUAAUAUAAUUUGUCCAUGUAAUAAAGAAUCAGUUAUUAUACUGUCUCGUCAAACCUUUC
Molecule: messenger RNA, 1685 nt
Organism: Salvelinus namaycush (lake trout)
Lineage: Eukaryota; Metazoa; Chordata; Actinopteri; Salmoniformes; Salmonidae
Product: C-type lectin domain family 10 member A-like
Exons: 6
Coding region: 50-1000 (316 amino acids)
Source: RefSeq, a predicted model, not a curated record